Exophiala bonariae is the source of this 780-nucleotide messenger RNA. RefSeq lists its product as uncharacterized. The record is from RefSeq and is a predicted model, not a curated record. The coding region runs from base 1 to 780 and encodes 259 amino acids. NCBI's taxonomy places the organism in Eukaryota, Fungi, Ascomycota, Eurotiomycetes, Chaetothyriales, Herpotrichiellaceae. The transcript has 2 exons.
AUGGCGUCAAUGACCAUUGCAAUAGCAGGAAUCACGGGAAAGUUUGGCCGACUUCUGGCUCUUUGCUUACUGAAAGCGUUGCCCGAAGUGAAGUUGCGAGGCUUAGCGCGCGAGCCUUCAAAGGUCGAUGAUCCAUCCCUGUCAAGUGUCAACUUGUUUCAAGGCGAUGCCUUUGAUGUUGACAGAAUCCGUCAGUUCGUCCGUGGUGCAGAUGUGGUCUGCUGUUGUUAUCUCGGCGAUGACCACCUGAUGAUUCAAGGUCAGAAAAUUCUGAUCGAUGUGGCUGAGGAGGAGGGGGUUCCACGUUACAUUGCAUCGGACUGGUCCCUGGACUGGACAAAGCUUGAAAUGGGCAAAUUGUUUGCCAAAGAGUCUUGUCAGCGUGUUCACGAAUAUCUCGCAACAAAGGCGAACAUAAGGGGAGUCCAUAUACUGAUCGGAGGAUUCACCGACGUUAUCUUCGCGCCGUUCUUCAGAAUCUGGGAUCAAGAGAACUUGACAUUCAACUAUUGGGGCACUGGGGACGAGAUGUGGGAGUGUACCUCAUAUCUGAACUCUGCGCAAUAUACAGCAGCCGUAUGUCUUGAUCGUGAAGCAGUGGGUAUUCUGCGCUUUGUUGGGGAUGUCAUCAGUAUUAGGAAUAUGGCCAAAACCAUGCAGAAGGUUUAUGGUAAGGCGCCCAAUAUGCAUCACAAUGGGUCGCUGGAAGAGUUGAGCGCUAUAAUGGUCCAUGAACGGCAGAACUAUGGCGCAGACUUCUACAAAUAUGUGUUCAAGUAA